Schistocerca americana (American grasshopper) is the source of this 660-nucleotide messenger RNA. Its product is annotated as extensin-like. Bases 1 to 660 code for a protein of 219 amino acids. Lineage: Eukaryota; Metazoa; Arthropoda; Insecta; Orthoptera; Acrididae. The record is from RefSeq and is a predicted model, not a curated record. The transcript is spliced from 5 exons.
AUGGAGAAUGGAUUUGGGAAGAGCAGCACUGCAGCACCUUUGAGAAACAAGUACUUUUAUUCACUCUGUGAAGGCAGUACAGAAUUCUCUGACCAGUCAUUUGCACAGAAGUUGCUGGUGAUGACUGCACUGAAGUCAUUCCAUGUGGCGGGGAAACCGACGCCCCCGGCGGGGAAACCGACGCCCCCGGCGGGGAAACCGACGCCCCCGGCGGGGAAACCGACGCCCCCGGCGGGGAAACCGACGCCCCCGGCGGGGAAACCGACGCCCCCGGCGGGGAAACCGACGCCCCCGGCGGGGAAACCGACGCCCCCGGCGGGGAAACCGACGCCCCCGGCGGGGAAACCGACGCCCCCGGCGGGGAAACCGACGCCCCCGGCGGGGAAACCGACGCCCCCGGCGGGGAAACCGACGCCCCCGGCGGGGAAACCGACGCCCCCGGCGGGGAAACCGACGCCCCCGGCGGGGAAACCGACGCCCCCGGCGGGGAAACCGACGCCCCCGGCGGGGAAACCGACGCCCCCGCGUAAUACAGUUAUGAAGAGCUUCCCAGAGGGCACAGUCAGUCAUCAGAGCAUACUGAUGACAGCCAACCUCUCACUACUGACAUGGGAACUAUUGCAAGUUCAUACACCUACAGCCAACUACAAACAUACUUAA